Messenger RNA from Dromiciops gliroides (monito del monte), 1469 nucleotides. It is a transcript of the gene TP53I13, whose product is annotated as tumor protein p53 inducible protein 13. Bases 458 to 1267 code for a protein of 269 amino acids. The record is from RefSeq and is a predicted model, not a curated record. The transcript is spliced from 7 exons. Gene Ontology annotation, cellular component: cytoplasm. NCBI's taxonomy places the organism in Eukaryota, Metazoa, Chordata, Mammalia, Microbiotheria, Microbiotheriidae.
AGGCCUGGCUGGCGGGGGGCCAGCACCCCGCCGAGACUGUCCGGGGCUUGGGCGGGGAUGGCGGCUCCCCGCUGGUCGCAGAUGCCUCCGCUGUCGCCGCCGCUAUUGCUGCUGCUGCUGCCGCUGCUCUGCCGGGCGGCGCGUGGCCCCGGGGAGGUCCCGACUGAGCAGGCCCAGGACAGGGUCCGAUGCCCUGGGGAGCUGUGGCCUCUGCCCCAAGAGGCCAGGGAUCAGGCGUCUGCCAUCUUUGUAUCUCCACCAAAACAGAAAGCCUAGCACAGCUUUGUUCACGGGCCGCAACAUCACCUUCCUCUACCACCCCUGUGUCCAUCCCUGGCUGAAACACCAGCUUACCCUUCUGGCCCAUGUCUGUGUGCUCCAGCCCAAACUGAUCCCUCAUCUUGGCCUCACUCAGCAGCGGCCUCUCGUACUGGUCGCAUGGGGGACAUCACUUGAGAUGGCAAGAGUAGAGCCAGCCUGGGCAGCCCACUGGUUGAAGAGGAGAAAGAGGAGGAGAAAAAGGAGAGCCUGGCCCACCCCUUCCAGUCUACCCUGGCUUCACUGGGCAGAGCCCACCCAAGUCAUGGAUCGCCUGUGUCCAAGAGGGAGUGUCCAGGCCCUGGCUUUUGCUCUCCGAAGUUGGCGCCCCCCUGGAGAAGGGAUUAAGUCCUGGGGUCAAGGGUACCCUCCUGGAGCCAGGAGGAGGGGACUUCGAGCUGCCCUUGCGUCCCUGCCCACACUCUCGGCCACCAGGGCCCCUCCUCACUCCUUAGAGAUUGCCAAGCUCCUCACAGACACCCCAGGGGGAGCCGCUGGUACCCCCAUGGUGGCCGGCGCUCAGAAAGGUGGAGAGAGCAAUGACUCCCGGCCAGGGCACGGAGGCCCCGGGGGUUGCAUCUGUCCGGGGCAUCCCUCUGCUGCACCCCGGGAGGCCCCUUCCCGGCCGGCCCGGGUACCCACACCUCGCACCGAGGAAGCGGCGUGGGCAGCCACGGCCUUGACCUUUCUGCUGGUGCUUCUCACACUGGCCACGCUCUGCACGCGGCUGCAUCGAAACUUCCGUCGGGGGGAGAGCAUCUACUGGGGACCGCCGGCGGACAGCCAGGACACGGUGGCGGCCGUGCUGAAGCGGAGACUGCUGGCCGCCGGCCCCCGCAGACCUAAGCGCUCUCGGCGGAGACCCCUCCUCCCGCCCGGUCCCGACGCAGAUGGAGGCGGCCUUGGCCCCGAAGGCGGGGGCGGUGACAGCGACAGCUCCUCAGAUUGACAGCCGGCCCGCGGCCGAGAAGGGAGGGGGGCGGGGCAGGGGGCGGCCCCGAGCCUGGCUCCUCCCGGCCUGGGGUCACCGGGGUGGCCCUGCCACGUGGACAGCACCCAGCUGGGAGCCCCUGCCGGACUGCCGGGGUGGUGCAGGCUCCUCCCUGGGCGUCACCCGCGGCCUCGAUUUCUAAUUAAAUUAUUUUAGUAGA